Juglans regia (Persian walnut) is the source of this 993-nucleotide messenger RNA. RefSeq lists its product as uncharacterized. The record is from RefSeq and is a predicted model, not a curated record. NCBI's taxonomy places the organism in Eukaryota, Viridiplantae, Streptophyta, Magnoliopsida, Fagales, Juglandaceae. Gene Ontology annotation, molecular function: nucleic acid binding; RNA-DNA hybrid ribonuclease activity. The transcript has 3 exons. The coding region runs from base 1 to 993 and encodes 330 amino acids.
AUGGAAGUCUAUGUAGACAAUCUUCUGGUUAAGAGCAAGGAGUCCGAGCAACAUCUUGAUGACCUCCAAGAAGCUUUCGCAGUAAUGGGAAAAUACAAGAUGAAGCACAACCCACAAAAAUGUGCAUUUGAAGUCGAAUCAGGAAAAUUCUUGGGUUUCAUGGUCUCCGAGGGAGGGAUUGAAGCUAAUCUCGGAAAAAUUAAGGUGAUCGUGGACAUGCCUCCACCCCAAACUAUCAAUGAAGUCCAGAAACUGAUAGGGAAGAUAGCUGCCCUGGGCCGUUUCAUUGCAAAGUCAACCGACCGGUGCCGUCCUUUCUUCAAGGUCCUGCGAAAUGUACAAGAAUGGGAUGAAGAUUGCGGAAGGGCCUUCAGCAAGUUGAAGGAAUACUUGGCUCAUUCACCUUUGCUCAGCCAAACCACGCCAGGAGAAGACCUAACUGUCUACCUGGCUGUAUCGCCCAAUGCGGUGUCCUCCGUGUUGACCCGAGGCAAGCCGUGGCAGGUCUACGUCGACAGCUCAUCCUUUGGGGGAGGAGUAAGAGUCUGUAUAAUAACAGACUCAGGUGAAAAACUUGAUUACAUCCUCAAGCUUGGAUUCAAAGCCACCAAUAACGAAGCCGAGUAUGAAACACUCUUGUUAGGUCUAACGAUUGCCAGAUCUUUGGGUGAAACUGAAGUUGAAGUAAAAGUUGACUCUCAGAUAGUGGUGGGGCAGUACUCUACCAUCCAUCAAAUUCCGAGAGAAGAGAACCAAGAAGCAGAUCAGCUAGCCAAAGCUGCCUCAGGGCAAGAAGAAUUCCCACUCCUAGAUCACGUUGUAAUUCGAACUAUUGAUGUGGCAGCAGUAGGAAUUCGGGUGUCAAUUAUUGAGGACCUACAACCCCCAGAAUGGGCCACGGACAUUUUAAAAUUUCUUCAAGGGGGAAUCCUUCCGGAAGAUAGGGAAGAGGCCCGAAAAAUUAGCACCGAGCGGCUCGGUUCACUUUGGUAA